This is a messenger RNA of Cynara cardunculus var. scolymus (artichoke), 2685 nucleotides long. RefSeq lists its product as uncharacterized. Gene Ontology annotation, molecular function: oxidoreductase activity; methyltransferase activity. Bases 1 to 2604 code for a protein of 867 amino acids. The transcript has 23 exons. The record is from RefSeq and is a predicted model, not a curated record. NCBI's taxonomy places the organism in Eukaryota, Viridiplantae, Streptophyta, Magnoliopsida, Asterales, Asteraceae.
AUGUCUAAAAUGAGAAUCGCAGUGAUUGGUGCAGGUUUCAGUGGGCUGGUUGCGGCAUAUACUUUGGCAAAAGCAGGGGUAGAUGUGGUGUUAUACGAGGAGGACUAUCUCGGUGGUCAUGGUAACACCACCACCAUCGACGGUGUCGAUUUGGACCUGGCUUUCAUGGUCUUCAAUCGGGUUACAUAUCCCAACACGAUUGAGUUCUUUGAGAAGCUUGGAGUUGAUAUGGAGAUUUCUGAUAUGUCAUUCUCAGUGAGCUUAAAUGAAGGUCAUGGCUACGAAUGGGGCAACCGAAAUAGCUUCUCAAGUUUGUUUGCGCAAAAAGUGAACGUACUAAAUCCUUGCUUCUUGAAGAUGCUCAAGGAACUAACCAACUUCAAAGAUGAUGUUUUGAGGUACCUUGAAGAGCUUGAGCACAACCAACACAGUGGUCGCGAUGAAACAUUGUCGGAUUUCAUCCAGUCACAUGGUUAUUCCGAAUUAUUUCAAAAGGCUUAUCUUGUUCCAAUAUGCUCUUCAAUCUGGCCUUGCCCUACAGAAGGAGUUAUGAGAUUCUCUGCUACUUCUGUUCUCACAUAUUUUCGCAAUCACCAUCUAUUUCAGCUUUUCAAUGGCCCUCAAUGGCUUACUGUCAGGCACGGUUCACAUAAUUACAUUAAAAAGGUGAAAGAAGAACUGGAGUCUAGAGGCUGCCAAAUAAGAACACGUUCCGCGGUUCAGUCUGUCUCCAAAAUCGAUAAUGGUUGUUUGAUAUUCUGUGAAGAUGGUUCGCAAGAAAAGUAUCAUGGAUGCAUAAUAGACGCAGAUGCCCCAGAUACCCUUAGAAUGUUAGGAGAAGAAGCUACACAUGAAGAAAAGAGAAUACUUGGAGCUUUUAGUUAUGUUUACAGUGACAUUGUUCUACAUCAUGACAAAAAUCUAAUGCCUCGAAACCAGAGAUCAUGGAGUGCAUUGAAUAUACUUGGAACCAAGGAUAAUAAAGUAUGCUUAACAUACUGGUUAAACAUGCUUCAGAAAAUCGAUGAUGAUGAUGAUGGGCUACCUUUUCUGCUUACUCGUAAUCCAUCCCGAACACCAAAAACCACAUUGCUUAAGCAGUCAAUGGGACAACCAAUUCCAACUGUUGCAGCAUCAAAGGCUUUAGCUGAGCUUAACCACAUUCAAGGGAAGAGAGGAAUUUGGUUUUGUGGAUCAUACCAAGGUUAUGGAUUCCACGAGGAUGAAUUGAAGGCGGGUGUGGUUGUAGCAAAUGGCAUGAUUAAUCAGAGUUAUGAAUUUCUGAACAACCCCAAACAAAUGGUACCCUCUUUGAUGGAAGCCGGAGCACGAUCGCUUGUUGUUAGGUUCCUUCGAGAUUAUAUUGCUAUUGGCACUUUAAUUUUAUUGGAAGAUGGUGGCGAGACGUUCACCUUUGAAGGAACCAUACAGAAGGGCCCUUUGAAAGUUUAUAUGAAGAUUCACAAUCUCCAAUUUUACUGGAAGAUUGUAACAGAAGCUGAUAUAGGUCUUGCUGACGCAUACAUAAAUGGAGACUUCUCAUUCGUUGAUAAAACAGAAGGCCUUUUACACAUGAUUAUGAUUUUCAUUGUGAAUGGUGAUUUAAAAACAUAUGCAUCAAAGUCUAACAAAAGGGGUUGGUGGACGCCAAUGUUUUCGACAGCUAUAAUAGCAUCUGCAAAGUACUUCUAUCAUCAUGUUAUGAGGCAAAACAGUAUUACUCAAACGCGCAGAAACAUAUCUCGCCACUAUGAUUUGAGUAAUGAACUAUUCGCUCUCUUCUUGGAUGAGACGAUGACAUACUCAUGUGCAAUAUUCCAGAAUGAGGAUGAAGACUUGAAAGAAGCACAAAUGAAAAAAAUAUCUUUGUUGAUCGAAAAGGCACGAGUUGAUAAGAACCAUGAAGUUCUUGAGAUAGGCUUUGGCUGGGGAACUUUAGCUAUUGAAAUAGUCAAACAAACUGGAUGUAAAUACACAGGCAUCACUCUCUCAAAAGAGCAACUCAAAUAUGCAGAAAGGAAAGUGAAGGAAUGUGGCCUACAGGACCAAAUCAAAUUCCAACUAUGUGAUUAUAGGCAACUACCCGACACUUUGAAGUUCGAUAGAAUUAUAUCCUGUGAAGUGAUAGAACAUGUUGGCCAUGAAUACUAUGAGGAUUUUUUUAGAUGUUGUGAAUCAUUACUGGUAGAAGAUGGGAUUUUUGUACUACAGUUUAUCUCAGUCCAAGAUGGAAGGUAUGAUGAAAGCCGACGUACCCCAGGCUUUAUUAACGAAUACAUAUUUCCCGGGGGGUGCCUACCUUCGCUUAAUAGAUUAACAUCAGCCAUGGCCGCAUCAUCGAGACUCUCUGUGGAUCACGUAGAAAAGAUAGGAACACAUUAUUACCGAACACUCAGACAUUGGAAGACCAACUUCAUGAAAAACAAAAGCAAAAUCCUUUCCUUGGGCUUCAACCAAGAAUUCAUCCUCACUUGGGAAUACUACUUUGAUUAUGUUGCUGCUGGCUUUAAGAGUGAGACAAUUGGGGACUAUCAGGUUGUGUUCUCGCGGCCUGGAAAUGUUUCCACAUUACAACUGGGAGAUCCAUGCAUGGGUGUUAUUUGAGCUUGGUGAGCAUGUGUCUCUCUUGUCGAAUAUCGAGUUCUGCUUACCUUACAGAACCUAGUAACUUCUUUCAUGUGAACU